AUGUCCAACCCCAGCGCCCCACCUCCAUAUGAGGACCGCAACCCCCUGUACCCUGGCCCUCCUCCCCAGGGGGGCUAUGGGCAGCCGUCUGUCCUGCCUGGUGGGUACCCUGCCUACCCUGCCUACCCACAGCCUGGCUUCGGUCAUCCUGGUGGCUACCCACAGCCUAUGCCCCCCAUCCAUCCAAUGCCCAUGAACUACGGCCCAGGCUAUGACGGGGAGGAGAGAGCAGUGAGUGACAACUUCGGGCAUGGAGAGUGGGAUGACGUGAAAGUCCGACACAGCUUCAUCCGAAAGGUUUACACCAUCAUCUCCAUCCAGCUGCUCAUCACAGUGGCCAUCAUCGCCAUCUUCACCUUCGUGCAUCCCGUCGGGGAGUUUGUGCGGAGAAACCAGGCUAUCUACUAUGCUUCCUACGCUGUCUUCCUGGUUACCUACUUGACCCUUGCCUGCUGCGAGGGCCCCAGACGCCGUUUCCCAUGGAACAUCAUCCUGCUGACUGUCUUUACGCUUGCCAUGGGCUAUAUGACUGGCGCCAUUUCCAGCUUUUAUGAAACCAAUGCCGUCAUCAUUGCAAUGAUCAUCACUGCUGUGGUGUCCAUUUCCGUCACCAUCUUCUGCUUCCAGACCAAGGUGGACUUCACCUCAUGCACAGGCCUCUUCUGUGUCCUGGGAAUUGUGAUGAUGGUGACUGGGAUUGUCAGUGCCAUUGUGCUGGCCUUCAAAUAUAUUUACUGGGUCCAUAUGGUCUACGCUGCUCUGGGGGCCAUUUGCUUCACCUUGUUCCUGGCCUACGACACGCAGCUGGUCCUGGGGAACCGGAAGCACACCAUCAGCCCGGAGGACUACAUCACGGGCGCCCUGCAGAUCUACACAGACAUCGUCUACAUCUUCACCUUCGUGCUGCAGCUGGUGGGGAGUCGCGAUUAAGGAGCACCCCCAGUUCUGCUCCACCCUGAGGGCUGGGCCCUGUGAUCGGGGUCUGGGCCCCAGACCCCUAUCCUUCCCCUCAGUUUCCUUUCUGUCCUGGGGUGGGUGGCCUCUGGCUUUGGAUGUGCAAGUGCCACCUGGUGAGGCUGGAGGAACUGGGGACUAACUCUUGCCCAUGGUGGACUUAGCAGGUACUAGGCCGAAGAUGUGCCUUCUACCUCCACCCACUAUGUGGCUCCAAAUUCUUAACAGCUGGGGUCAGCUGGGGUCAGCUAAAAGGGAAGGAGGCAGAAAUGACCUCAAGGUGAUGAGGUUUCCCCUCCCACCUCUGCCGUAGACUCUGGGCUAGGGAGCUGGAGGCGUUUCCUCCACCAGAGCCGGAGAGCUCUGUCCCCAGCCUCCGGGACUCAUAAGCCAUUACCCUGUAUUCCUUUGGCAAACCUUGGCGCUUCCUGACUCAGGAAGAUUGAAGAGAUCUGUGCCCAUGGGUCCCCCUAGAUUCAACCCCUCUUCUUUUGAUGGCAUGUAUAUACUGUUUAUGUGGGUGAGGGGGGAGGAAGAAGAGCAAGCAAAGUCCAGCACGGGCCAAUACUGAGCUGCAUCUCCCCUGGGCUUCCUCCUGGCGGCGGCGGCAGCAGAGACAGCAGGUCCACGGCUAUCUGGGCCCCAUUCUCCAAAGCUGCCUAGGGCCUCCUGGGGAAUUCUGGGAUCUCUGGUCAGAGGGAUCUCUUGCUCCCUGUGCUCAGGCUGCUCAAAGCAGAAAGUGAGGGGCACAGGUCAG
This is a messenger RNA of Rhinolophus ferrumequinum (greater horseshoe bat), 1711 nucleotides long. RefSeq names its product transmembrane BAX inhibitor motif containing 1 (gene TMBIM1). The transcript has 11 exons. Gene Ontology annotation, biological process: negative regulation of apoptotic signaling pathway. The record is from RefSeq and is a predicted model, not a curated record. Gene Ontology annotation, cellular component: membrane; Golgi apparatus; endoplasmic reticulum. NCBI's taxonomy places the organism in Eukaryota, Metazoa, Chordata, Mammalia, Chiroptera, Rhinolophidae. The coding region runs from base 1 to 930 and encodes 309 amino acids.